Molecule: messenger RNA, 863 nt
Organism: Suillus fuscotomentosus
Lineage: Eukaryota; Fungi; Basidiomycota; Agaricomycetes; Boletales; Suillaceae
Exons: 4
Coding region: 339-635 (98 amino acids)
Source: RefSeq, a predicted model, not a curated record
ACAUAACAAUCAUUUAUUAUUCAUUGUAAAGUUUUCACACCGGUUUACAUCUCUUACAACAACCACAUUGUCAGUGUGACUGUAACGUCGCUUAGACUUAGACUUGUCGUCGCUCUGCUCGGACUUUCCGUCGAUUCCUCUCUUGACUGAAUCCCUCUUCCCCUCCAUUAAUAACCUCCACACAAGUCAAUGUUACCAGUGAUUUGACGUCGAGCACAUGGCAAACGUGACCUUAUGCCUUUCGUUGGUCAAUGGUACAGACAUUCUGAACCAUCCAUUGACAGUGUGUCCAACGAAUAAUCGCAGUUACAGACUGCACCGUCGUGGCCCAAUUCCCAAUGGUGUCCGCGCUACUACUGGUCUUCUCACAUCGCACAGCGACCACCAAACCGUUACCCUUCCCAUGCCACACCCCACCCACACGCAAGGCGCCACUCCCUAGACCACUGCCAAAUGCCUGCGGGAUACCCAUAGCGCCCAACCAGCAUGCCACCUCUCGGUUCCACCCAAGCGCCCUUUACCCAUGUCAGGCCCCAUCAUCGAUCGCCAUUUGGCAGCGGCUAGCACACUUUGCUUGGUGGUCUCUUGUUCGUCACCAAAUAUCUCCCGCACAAGGGCAGGGUUGGACCGGAUGAUGUAUGGCGACCUAUUAGAUGAAGGGAGAAGGUUAGUGAGAGGUAUCGGCAGCAACAGAAGGAUCCAGAAAUGAUGGACAAGCGCCCCAUUCAUUCAAGGGAAAGAUGCAGGGUAUAUUAGGGAGUGGGGGAUUUGGCUUCAGAGGGUUUCCAUUGAGUAUCCGCUCAUACUUGUCUUGUAAUUAUGGUAGAAUAUGACAAUUCAAGAUCUCUAUUAAAAUAUCAAAA